Oryctolagus cuniculus (rabbit) is the source of this 1624-nucleotide messenger RNA. Lineage: Eukaryota; Metazoa; Chordata; Mammalia; Lagomorpha; Leporidae. The record is from RefSeq and is a predicted model, not a curated record.
AAAUUCCUCUUCUUCGUACUGAAGAGCAGCGACGUCCUGGACGUGCUGGUCCCCUCCUCUACUUCCUCAACGACGCCCGGCGGACCAGUCCCUACUACUCGGGCGCGUGCCCAUGGACAUCCCCGUCUUCACGGCACGCACGCCGACCUGCUCAUCGUGGUGUUCCACAAGAUCAUCACCAGCGGCCACCAGCGGCUGCAGCCCCUCUUCGACUGCCUGCUCACCAUCGUGGUCAACGUGUCGCCCUACCUCAAGAGCCUGUCCAUGGUGACUGCCAACAAGCUGCCCCUGCUGGAGGCCUUCUCCACCACCUGGUUCCUUCUUCUUUCUUCCGCCGCCCAGAACCACCACCUGGUCUUCUUCCUGCUGGAGGUCUUCAACAACAUCAUCCAGUACCAGUUUGAUGGCAACUCCAACCUGGUCUACGCCAUCAUCCGCAAGCGCAGCGUCUUCCACCAGCUGGCCAACCUGCCCACCGACCUGCCCGCCAUCCACAAGGCCCUGCAGCGGCGCCGGCGCCCGCCCGAGCCCUUGUCCCGCGCCGGCUCGCAGGAGGGCGCCUCCAUGGAGGGCUCCCGGCCCGCGGCCCCCGCGGAGCCAGGCACUCUCAAGGCCAGCCUGGUGGCCACCCCAGGCAUCGACAAGCUGACGGAGAAGUCGCAGGUGUCAGAGGAUGGCACACUGCGGUCCCUGGAGCCUGAGCCCCAGCCCAGCGCCGUGGAUGGCAGCCCCGGCGAGGGGGUGGCCCGGCCAGGCCUGAGGGAGCAGCGGCGACCGUCUAGCGUGUCAGCCAGUGAUCAGUGGAGCCCGACGCCAGAGUGGGUGCUGUCCUGGAAGUCCAAGCUGCCGCUGCAGACCAUCAUGAGGCUGCUGCAGGUGCUGGUGCCCCAGGUGGAGAAGAUCUGCAUAGACAAGGGCCUGACGGACGAAUCGGAGAUCCUGCGGUUCCUGCAACACGGCACCCUGGUGGGGCUGCUGCCCGUGCCCCACCCCAUCCUCAUCCGCAAGUACCAGGCCAACUCGGGCACCGCCAUGUGGUUCCGCACCUACAUGUGGGGUGUCAUCUACCUGAGGAACGUGGACCCCCCAGUCUGGUAUGACACCGACGUGAAGCUGUUUGAGAUCCAGCGGGUGUGAGGACAGAGUCUGCAGGGGCUGGGCCGGGGGUGGCCGGGGUGGGUGCCCUGGUCCCCGAUGCUCCCCAAGAGUGCCGUUCUGGGGUUUGGAUGGCCACCAUCAGGACGGCUGCGGGCAGAGGGGCUGAAUCGGCCUCGAGGCGCCCUGGGGGCUGGGGACUGUGGCGACCGGCUCCGGCCCCUUCCCCACAUCGACUCCCAGGACUCCCGUCUCCAGGGCUAUAGGACCCACCCAAGGGUCCCCUCUCAAGACCUAUGUCUGUGCCCCUGUGCUGCCCACUCCAGAAGCCACUGUGCCCUAGUGGGGCUCGCAUGACGGGACCCAGGCAGGUGAGGGGCACUUCCCAGUCUGAAGCUGCCCGUGCCAGGCCUGCUGUCUGCCCGCACCCAGCAGGUGGAGAACCGAGUGUGGCUGGGCUGCUCACUGGGGACACCGGGGGACUCCGUGUGAUGGAGGGGCUUGGAGGGGUGGCAUGGAGGGUCUCUCU